Messenger RNA from Physella acuta, 552 nucleotides. Its product is annotated as DNA-binding protein HEXBP-like. The record is from RefSeq and is a predicted model, not a curated record. Gene Ontology annotation, molecular function: nucleic acid binding; zinc ion binding. NCBI's taxonomy places the organism in Eukaryota, Metazoa, Mollusca, Gastropoda, Physidae.
AUGGCGGUAGACGAGGACCUGGGUGCUUACGAGAGACACUUUGAAAGUCAAGCCAAGAGACAAGGUAUCGACCCCAAGGACUGGUCGCUUCUGCGGACGGACAAGAUGAGUGGCCACUUGAAGAUUUUCCUAGUUGAGACGGGACUGAACUUGCACAAUGACUUCGAGGAUUGUCAUAGCAAUAGUAGUAGCGGUUUUACUUGGAGAAAUAGGUCAGAUAAAAGAGCCGUUGUGGAGUAUGGAAACAACAAAAGACCUUAUUGGUGCUACAAGUGCAAUGAACAAGGUCACAUUGCCAAAGAGUGCAGUAUGUAUUUAGAUACAGGCGCCUGUUAUAGCUGUAGAAAGCCAGCCCACAUACAACGAAACUGUCCCAACGGGACCAGUAGGGCGAGCAACUGGCGUACUGAAAAUGUACAUCGACGGUUAGAUGAUCUCAAGUGUUAUUGCUGCGGUGGUUUUGGUCUCAUAUCAAGGGCGUGUCCCACAGCUCAGCGUGAUAUGUUAGGAAUUUUCUCCCUGCUUAAAGACUCGCAUAUGAGAGUGAGGUAA